AUGAGGCAAAUAGCGGCCAGUUCGGACAAGAUGGCUUCCCUAAAACUCCGAGUUCCCGCCUCGCCGCUCGCCAGUCUUCCAGUCCCCGCCGUGGUCGUUCCGGUUCAAGACCUCGUCCCGAUAGCCUAUGCCUUUUCCAUGCAAAAUUCGGCACGGAAGCCUACAGGUGUGUACUCCCUUGUUCUUUCAAUUCAACACCGAGAGACCAGUGUGCCGGAGAAUAGAGGCAAACACUUUCUCUGGUUCUGCAGGCUCGAGUUGCACUUUCUACGUCUAUGA
Dibothriocephalus latus is the source of this 279-nucleotide messenger RNA. Lineage: Eukaryota; Metazoa; Platyhelminthes; Cestoda; Diphyllobothriidea; Diphyllobothriidae. The record is from the annotation of a GenBank genome assembly.